UCAGUUGACUCCACGGUGGCCAAAAUAGUCAGACCUGGGGCGCUCCGCCUGUGUUAGGCACCUAAACAAGUAGCCUGGUUUUCAGAAGUGCCCUUGGCUUCUUUGGGCGUUGCUGAUGCUCAGAAGAAGGGUUGUGCUGGGUCGGACCAACGGUCCAUCUAGCCCAGUACCCUUGUCUGCAGGCAGUGACCAGCUCCAGGUGCUGCGGAUGGCAUGAACAGGGCAGUUAUCCAGUGAGCCGGUCACUGUGGGUUCCCUGUUCUCCAGCUCAAGCAUCUGGCAGUCAGAGGCUAGGGACACCUAGGCUCUGAGCAUGGGAUCGCUUCCCUGACCGUCUUGGCUAAUAGCCAUUGAUAGAGCUAUCCUUGGUGAACUUAACUAAUUCUUUGUUGAACCCUGUUGGCCCUCACAAUAUCCCCUGGCAAUGACUUUCGCAGGCUGACUGUGCCUUGUGUGAAGAAAUACUUUAUUUUGUUUGUUUUUAAAUUUGCUGCAUAUUAAUUUAUUUGGGUAACCUGGUUCUUUGGGGGGGAGGGGUAAAUAACACUUACUUAUUUACUUUCUCCUCAUCAUUCAUGAUUCUAUAGAUCUCUAUCAUACCUCCCCUUAGUCCACACUCCGCAUCAUGGAAAAUCAGGUCACUCACUCUUGCUUAGAUGCCCAGGUUUGAGGGGGGAAAUAGCGAUAACUCCUGUGAUGUGUGUUGUGGACCAACAGAGGUGCCUCCUGUUUUUAUUGCCAUUUCGUAUUUAUAUACAUAUAUAUCUGUAGGUUGCCAUCUGGACAGCUUCUUUAAUGCUUUGCUUAGUUUUGAUGACUACUUAUGCUAUGAGCAGGGGAUUGGACUAGAUGAGCUCCUGAGGUCUCUUCCAACCCUAAUAUUCUAUGAUUCUACUGAAAAGUGAUUCAGUAUGCAGAAGGUUGGGGAUUAUAGAAGUUGAUUACUUUGGACUGCAGUUCACGGGCAGCAAAGGAGAGAGUUUAUGGCUGAAUUUGAGAAAUAGGAUCUCCCAGCAGAUGGAUGGACUAGCUCCUUACCGAUUUAAACUGCGUGUCAAGUUUUUUGUAGAACCACAUCUUAUUUUGCAAGAACAGACAAGGCAUAUGUUUUUCUUGCAUAUAAGGGAGGAUCUUUUGGCUGGUAAUCUUCAGUGUUCUUCAGAGCAUGCCAUUGAACUUAGUGCGUUGUUGGCUCACAUGAAGUUUGGGGAUUAUAACCAGAAUACUGCCAAGUACAGUUAUGAAGAGAUGUGUGCAAAGGAGCUCACUACUGCCACCUUAGACAGUAUUACUGCAAAGCACAAGGAACUAGAAGGGCUGAGCCAGGCUUCAGCAGAGUACCAGGUUCUGCAGAUUGUGUCAACACUGGAGAACUAUGGGGUAGAGUGGCACUCAGUGAGAGACAGUGAAGGGCAGAAACUUCUCAUUGGUGUUGGGCCUGACGGCAUUUCCAUCUGUAAAGAUGACUUCAAUCCCAUUAACAGGAUUGCUUAUCCUGUUGUUCAAAUGGCAACCCAGUCUGGGAAGAAUGUGUAUCUGACAGUCACCAAGGAGUCUGGUAAUAGCAUAGUUCUCUUGUUUAAGAUGAUCAGUACCAGAGCAGCAAGUGGACUGUACAGAGCAAUAACAGAGACUCAUGCAUUUUACAGGUGUGACACUGUUACUAGCGCUGUCAUGAUGCAGUACAGUCGAGAUUUAAAGGGUCACCUAGCAUCCUUGUUCCUGAAUGAAAACAUUAAUCUUGGCAAAAAGUAUGUCUUUGACAUUAAACGAACAUCAAAGGAGGUUUAUGAUCAUGCGAGGAGGACUCUUUACAAUGCUGGUAUUGUGGAUCUUGUUUCAAGAAGUGACCAAACGCCACCAAAUUCUCCCCUUAAGUCUUCAGAAAGUAAUAUGAACUGUGACAGCUGUGAGGGUCUCAGCUGCCAGCAAACAAAAGCUCUUCAAGAGAAGUUGCGGAAGCUGAAGGAGUCUAUGCUAUGUAUGGUGUGUUGUGAGGAAGAAAUAAAUUCAACCUUUUGUCCCUGUGGCCACACAGUAUGCUGUGAGACCUGUGCUGCCCAAUUGCAGUCAUGCCCAGUUUGCAGGUCUCGGGUAGAGCAUGUCCAGCACGUGUAUUUGCCAACCCACACCAGUCUUCUCAAUCUGACAGUGAUAUGAUCAUCAUGUACUUUUUACAAACUGCACUAAGAUGAACUACAGCCAUUGAUUGUGAAGAAGGCAAUCACUCCAGCUCCUGCCUACAAUGAGAAGCAAAACUCCCACUACACCUUUGGGUCGUGGAGGGGUCAAUAUUCUCUGUUCAGCAUGCCCAAGAAGAUGGUUUGGGGUCAUCCUGUGAAAACAGAACUCUAAAUAAAUUCAUGUCAUCUAAAGGAUGAAAAAGUUCUUCUUGAUGCAUGAGCUUGCAAUGUGGCAAUAUUGCCAAAAGCUAGGUAAUUCUGGGGAAUGGGGUGUAAAGUCAAUUUGAUAUACCCAGCAGGGAUAUUUCAAUAUGUAGUUUUACACAUUUUGUAAUUGGUUUUAAGUUUUUUUAUUUUGUUCCUUUAGUGUGAUCACUCCAUUAUUUUAAUAGCAAAACUAGUUUUUUACAAAUUUAUACAUCAGUUUUAUUAUGUUCAUAGUUUCUGUGUUUAGUAAAUUGUUCUGAAGUGAGGGGAAACUAUUUUAAAAAUCAGGUAUUUUUAAAAACCUGAGGUUGCAAGGCUUUAAGCAAGCAGUUGUAUUUAAAUCAGCAAUCUAAUCAAAGCUUAAUUCAAAUCAAUGAUAAUUUUGGAAGUGUUCUUUACAGCAAAUUUUAAUUUCUGGAUGUUGAGGGGUUAGUCAGGAAAGUCUCUCCUGCUUAGUAAUGAUGCUCCACUGAGGAAAUGUUCUGGGGCUUUGCUUGCAAAUCAAAAGGGAAGACCAUUUCCACUUGGGAAGGAUGUAAGUUAGCCAACCCUAGAGAUGUGUCCAGGUUGCCACAAAUUCAUCUGUCAUCCUAUAAAUCUGCCUUACCUGUGGAGGCUGAUUUUGCUUGAACUAUCAAAAAUCCAUUUUGGCCUAAAUAGUGUUAAACGUUGUAUAAUUUAAGUGCUUUCAUAAGUUUAUUUUUUGAGUUGCUUGAUUAUCUAUCUUGCUAAAACUCUUUAUCUUCCACCCCCCAUUUGGGCAUUUUGGACUUCAGUCAACUAGUGUAUUCUCCAUGAUUUAGAGGAAACUAGAAGAGCAUAUUUGGGUGCAAUACUAGCUAAAUUAAAGCUAGAAAACUACACUGUCACUUUACUGAGAUUUUCUGAGUAUACUUUUCAUAUUGCCUUAAUGUAGCAGUAAUGUGUGUUUAUGCAUUUGUUUCUUUGCACAGACAUUUUGUCAAAAUAUUAAAACUCUACUUUUUUAUCGCACAUAUUAGCAUAUAAACCUUACUCCAAGAGGUAUUUAUUUUUUCACUUUGUAAAGAAAUUUUGUUUCCACAUGAAGCAAGAACUCUGUCCUAUAUUGUAGACAACUUCUGUCUUUUUAUAUUCAGGUUAAUAAAGGACUUUAAAUCAGA
This is a messenger RNA of Chelonia mydas (Green sea turtle), 3532 nucleotides long. RefSeq names its product myosin regulatory light chain interacting protein (gene MYLIP). Gene Ontology annotation, biological process: ubiquitin-dependent protein catabolic process. The transcript is spliced from 7 exons. The record is from RefSeq and is a predicted model, not a curated record. Gene Ontology annotation, molecular function: ubiquitin-protein transferase activity; cytoskeletal protein binding. Gene Ontology annotation, cellular component: cytoskeleton. NCBI's taxonomy places the organism in Eukaryota, Metazoa, Chordata, Testudines, Cheloniidae. The coding region runs from base 886 to 2160 and encodes 424 amino acids.